Messenger RNA from Colletotrichum karsti, 1602 nucleotides. Its product is annotated as amino acid permease. Gene Ontology annotation, molecular function: transmembrane transporter activity. NCBI's taxonomy places the organism in Eukaryota, Fungi, Ascomycota, Sordariomycetes, Glomerellales, Glomerellaceae. Gene Ontology annotation, biological process: transmembrane transport; amino acid transport. The coding region runs from base 1 to 1602 and encodes 533 amino acids. The record is from RefSeq and is a predicted model, not a curated record. Gene Ontology annotation, cellular component: membrane. The transcript has a single exon.
AUGGCCGAUCUUGAAGGCAACAAGGUCCUUGCGAUCGAUUCGAAGAUGAAAGACAACGCCUCUUUUUCCGAGCCGCAACACGCGUCGUCACAUACCACCGACAAUAACCCUACGGUCAACGCUUCCGGACAUGUCCAAGAGCUCGAACGAAACUACAGUCUACUUUCUCUGGCUGGUCUUGGGUUGAUCGUGGGCAACGUGUGGCCAGCGAUCGGGGGCUCCAUCCUUGUUGCCAUUUUCAACGGCGGCCCUCCAGGCGUUCUCUACGAAUUCCUGGCAGUUUCUCUCUGCUACUGGACCGUUGCUUCGAGUAUUGCCGAGUUGGCCAGCGCCGUACCAUCUUCAGCUGGUGUUUAUCACUGGGCAUCCAUUACGCCUGGGCCAAAAUUGGGCCGGGUCGUUGGAUUCUAUGCGGGGUGGUGGAACUUCCUCGCGUGGACCCUUGGAUGCGCCAGCAUGUCAAGCAUCUUCGCCAAUACCGUCGUUCAAAUGUAUCAACUCGGCCACCCGGACCUCGUCAUUCAGUCAUGGCAUAUCUUCAUCGCAUUCCUUCUCACGACGUGGGCUGCGUGUGCCCUCGUCUGCCUCGCGAACAAUGCGAUCCCGUUGUUCAACAAAGUGGGAGUCUUCUUCAUUCUCGGGUCGUUCAUCGUCACUGUCGUGGUCAUGGCAGUCAUGCCGAGCCUGGGCGGUCGACCAGGAUACGCAACAUCAGCCUUCGUGUGGAAGGAUUGGAAAGUUGAUCCCAAUAUCGGCUACUCAGACGGGUUCGUCUUUGUCGCUGGCAUGUUGAACGGAGCCUACAGCGUCGGCGCCGUCGAUGCCACGACACAUCUUGCCGAGGAAAUCCCACGACCAGAACGGAAUGUUCCCAUUGCCAUCGCUCUACAGGUCGUCAUUGGGUUUGCCACCGGGUUCUGUUACCUUGUGGUCAUUAUGUACGCGAUCAACGACUACGAUGCCCUGUUCGCUUCCUCCUUCCCCAUCGCUGAAAUUUACCGGCAAGGAACCAACUCAACCGUGGGCGCCAUCGGCCUUCUCUCCCUCAUCUUAGUCUGUAUCGGACUAACAGUUGUUGGCUUGUACGUCACUUGCGGCCGGACACUCUGGGCCUUGGCCCGAGAUGGGGCGACGCCUUUUCCAAAGGUGCUUGGCAGCGUCAACCAUCGUUUGCACAUGCCAUUGUGGGCGACGUUGAUAACAGGAGUCCUCGUCACAAUUCUUGCUUGCAUCUAUCUCGGAAGCCAACAGGCCUUCUCGGCGUUAGUCGGCAGUUUCGUGCUGGCCUCAAGCAGCUCAUUUCUCGCUGCGAUUCUUCCCAAUUUGUUGACCGGGCGGAAGAAUAUUGUCUAUGGCUCUUUCCACAUGCGUGGGUGGAUAGGCUUCGUUGUGAACGGGGUGAGCUGUGCGUACAUGCUGGUGUGGUUUGUUAUCUACUCAUUUCCGGCCUCACUUCCCACGAGCGCGGCAGCGAUGAACUGGGCUCCUGUGAUAUGGGUAGCGGCUACUCUUCUGGUAACAAUUUGGUGGUUCGUGGGGGCCGGCAAGGACUACAAGGGUCCGGUCACGACAGGUGGUGUGGUGACGAUUGACGGCAUCUGA